Rubroshorea leprosula is the source of this 817-nucleotide messenger RNA. Lineage: Eukaryota; Viridiplantae; Streptophyta; Magnoliopsida; Malvales; Dipterocarpaceae. The record is from the annotation of a GenBank genome assembly.
CCCCUCCCUCUUGACCCUGUAUCCAAGUCAAGUUCCUUCUACCAAUGGACUUCUCUGCGAAUCCUAACCCUAACCCUAAUUACAACUUCGCCGUCGGUAACACCGAUUUCUACCCAGAAUUCGAGCUUCCAGAUUUUCUCAUGCUCGAUGAUGGCGGCUUUGAGGAGGAGGAUCACUCGUCAUCGCAAAGUAUGGUGUCGUCGGAAUACAAAAGAAAGGGCAGCGGCAGCGGUAGUGGUGGCCCGGAUGGAUCCAAUGAUGCAACAUCAAGAAAUAGUGACAUAAACUAUAAGAAUGAAGGAGCAAGGAAGAACAAGAUUGGAGCGGGGCAUAGGAUUGCAUUUAGAACGAAAUCAGAGAUGGAGGUGUUGGAUGAUGGAUAUAAGUGGAGGAAGUAUGGAAAGAAGUCGGUCAAGAACAGUCCGAAUCCGAGAAACUAUUAUAAAUGUUCAAGUGGAGGAUGCCAUGUGAAGAAGAGGAUAGAAAGGGACAGAGAUGACUCAAGCUAUGUAAUUACAACUUAUGAAGGAGUACACAACCAUGAGAGCCCUUGCAUGGCCUACUACAACCAGAUGCCUUCUCUCAUGCCUUCCACUCUGCAACCCAAUUCUUCUCCCUCCUCUUCUACAUGAAAAAUACAGAGGCAAGAUCCACUUACAUUAGUGUAAUAAUUCACAACUCUUAUACAAGUCAAUAAUUUUCAGUACAAUUUAUAUGUUUUGUUAAGCCAAAUCGAAUUGAAUGUUCUAUCAAUGUAGAUCAUAAUAGUUGUAACUAUUUGUUCAAAUAAUACUAUUAAUAUAUAUGAGUGAGGUUA